AUGGGUUAUUUUUCUCACAAAGUUGAUCCAACCAAAAUCAAGGCAGGAGAUCAUAUCUACGCUUGGAGAACUGCCUACACUUACUCGCAUCAUGAUUCAUCAGGUAUUUAUGUUGGUACAAACAAGGUUGUUCACUUCACUGCUCCUGACGAUUCAGGUUCUGGUUUCUCAUGGCUUUCAGGUUCAUGCUUCGGAUCUAUUGACUGUGGAUGCUCACAACCUAAAAGCGGAAGCAGUUCUGGUUCAAGCCGCUUACUUAACUGUGGAUGCUCACAACCUAAAAGUGGAAGUAGUUAUAGUUCUAGCUUGUGUUCUUGCUUAUCUUCAAAUCUGAACCAGCCAGUUGCUUCAUGUCUGAGCUUUCCUGACUGUGGAUUUCAGCAACGUGGGAGUGGAGUGAUCCUUUCUUGUUUGAACUGUUUUGUUGGAACUGGAUCUUCGUACCUCUAUCAGUAUGGACUGAAUAAAUACGUGUACAUGUCCAAACUGCGUGGUGGCACUUGCACCAUUGCAAAGCAGACCCGCCCCAAGAUGUGA
Messenger RNA from Erigeron canadensis, 537 nucleotides. RefSeq names its product protein LEAD-SENSITIVE 1-like. Bases 1 to 537 code for a protein of 178 amino acids. The record is from RefSeq and is a predicted model, not a curated record. The transcript is spliced from 2 exons. NCBI's taxonomy places the organism in Eukaryota, Viridiplantae, Streptophyta, Magnoliopsida, Asterales, Asteraceae.